Molecule: messenger RNA, 2915 nt
Organism: Galeopterus variegatus (Sunda flying lemur)
Lineage: Eukaryota; Metazoa; Chordata; Mammalia; Dermoptera; Cynocephalidae
Gene: AGTR2
Product: angiotensin II receptor, type 2
Exons: 3
Coding region: 207-1298 (363 amino acids)
Biological process (GO): G protein-coupled receptor signaling pathway; blood vessel diameter maintenance; immune response
Cellular component (GO): membrane
Molecular function (GO): angiotensin type II receptor activity
Source: RefSeq, a predicted model, not a curated record
GACAGACCGAACAUAUAAGAAGGAAACCAGAGAUCUGGUGCUAUUACGUCCCAGAGUCUAAGGGAACGGAUAAGCACAGAAUUCAAAGCAUUUUUCAGCCUGAAUUUUUAAGGGGUGCAUUAGGAACUAAGCAAGCUGAUUUAUGAUAAAUGCUUUAAACUCCAACAACCAAAGGCAUAAGAAUUAGGAGCUGCUGACAUUGCAAAAUGAAGGGCAACCUCUCCCUUGCCACCAUCAGCAAAAACAUGACCAGCAGUCUUCACUUUGAACCUGCGAACAUCUCUGGCAGCAAUGAGUCUACCUUUAGCUGCUCACAUAAACCAUCAGAUAAGCAUUUAGAUGCAAUUCCUGUUCUCUACUACAUUAUUUUUGUGAUUGGAUUUCUUGUCAAUGUUGUUGUGGUUACUCUGUUUUGUUGUCAAAAGGGUCCUAAAAAGGUUUCCAGCAUUUACAUCUUCAACCUGGCUGUGGCUGACUUACUCCUUUUGGCUACUCUUCCUCUCUGGGCAACCUAUUAUUCUUACAGAUAUGACUGGCUCUUUGGACCUAUGAUGUGCAAAGUUUUUGGUUCUUUCCUGACCUUGAACAUGUUUGCAAGCAUUUUUUUUAUCACCUGCAUGAGUGUUGAUAGGUACCAAUCAGUCAUCUAUCCCUUUCUGUCUCAAAGAAGAAAUCCCUGGCAAGCAUCUUAUAUAGUUCCCCUUGUUUGGUGUAUGGCCUGUCUGUCCUCACUGCCAACAUUUUAUUUCCGAGAUGUCAGAACCAUUGAAUACUUAGGAGUGAAUGCUUGCAUUAUGGCUUUCCCACCUGAAAAAUAUGCCCAGUGGUCAGCUGGGAUUGCCUUAAUGAAAAAUAUCCUUGGUUUUAUUAUCCCUUUAAUAUUCAUAGCAACAUGCUAUUUUGGAAUCAGAAAACACUUACUGAAGACCAAUAGCUAUGGGAAGAACAGAAUAACCCGUGACCAAGUCCUGAAGAUGGCAGCUGCUGUUGUUCUGGCAUUCGUCAUUUGUUGGCUUCCCUUCCAUGUUCUGACCUUCCUGGAUGCUCUGGCCUGGAUGGGUGUCAUUAAUAGCUGUGAAGUUAUAGCAGUCAUUGACCUGGCACUUCCUUUUGCCAUCCUCCUGGGAUUCACCAACAGCUGCGUUAAUCCCUUUCUGUAUUGUUUUGUUGGAAACCGGUUCCAGCAGAAGCUCCGCAGUGUGUUUAGGGUUCCAAUUACUUGGCUUCAAGGCAAAAGAGAGAGGGUGUCUUGCCGGAAAAGCAGUUCUCUUAGGGAAAUGGAGACCUUUGUGUCUUAAACAUGAGAGUAGAAUGCAUAUAGUCAACGUGGCUACUUGGUUUGAGGCCCACCUGAAUUAUCUUUAAAUGGCUUUAGUAAAAAAAUAAAUUUUUCCCCUUAACCUAAUCUUUUCUCACACUUCUAGAACAAGAAAUCAAAUGUAACUGUUUUUAUUCUCCAGUGACUUUCAGGAAUUGCCCAUUGUUUUUCUGGUAUAUCAGUACAAGAUUGUCACUGGUGAGAGAUAUCCAUAAACUAGAAGUAACUGGGGAUUUAUCUCAAAUUAUAAUUAAUAAUAAAGUGUGGAUGAUGAUUUAGGAUUUCAGAUUUCUCCUUGAAAAACGCUGGCAUUUCCUAGUGGGGUUUUAUAUCCAUUUUCAUCAGGCUUUCGUCUUGAACCAGGGCCAGUCUUUUAACUUGUUGCAUUAUUUACAAGACAACAUAGUAAGAGAGAUGAGCACUUCUAAGUUGUGUAUAUUAUAAUAGAUUUGUACUGGAUUACUUAGGCUCUGGGCAUAUGCUUCCUACUUUUUAAAAAAAAUUGUGAAUUAUAUUCCUUUCACAUUUCACUUGAGCAUAGGUUUAUAGUUAAGAUAUAGCUACAUAUUGCGUAGAGCUAGGAAUGUAGAUUAAAUCACGCUCCUAAGUUUUAGCUUAUUUUUACAGUUAUAGAAAGUAAAAUGUAUCAUAACAGUAUAGAAGUGCAAUUAACAAUUAUUUGAGUGUUCAUUAAACUCUGAAUCAACAUUUAAAAAAAAACCUUUCUAUCUAUUUCAACUAUUGUUUAAAGGUUUCUAUUUUCUCUCAUAAUUUUGAAAACAAUAACUAAACACAGUGUAUUAUUAUAAAAUGUAAAGGUCACUUUGUACAUCCUUGACCUUUUGAGUGUGGUGCUUUGAUAUAUAGGACAUUGACUUGACUUUUAUUAUUGAUGCUUUGGUUCUGGGUUGCUUCCCAAAAUAUCUGAGUGAUUUCAUUAACUCUUUAACUUGUAAUCAACAUUUAUCUGGCAUAGGAGAAUGGUAUGCCAGAAUGGAAUUUUGAUACCCCUGGGGGGGGGGGUGUAAAUAGACCCAGCAAAUGACAAGUUUGGUGAGAAGCAAGGAACCUGUCGGGGCAGUGCAAUGUGUUUUUGAAAAUAGACCAUGGGGGAGUUUUAACCUAUAUCUACAGAUACUGUUUGUUUCAGAAUCUGCAGGAUUCUAUGAAGCUAUUUUAAACCACUCACUGGUCUAUAGAUCUCCUUCUCAACACUAUUGGAACUCCCAAAUUAGAGGAGUACCUAAAACUGACUGAAUUACUGAAAGCUUAUUUCGAUUAGAGUAUGAAUCCUGAUUUUGGAAGUUCAAUAUUUCGUUCCGCACAAGCCCCAUAUUAUACCAGGUUAUCUAGGACCUUCCUAGACCAGUGCUGACUUCUGAGGUAGAACUAAAGUUCUAGAGGCUCAGCAGCUGUGUCAGGUUCCAGGGCUAUAGAUUGAAGAGUUCUCUCACACCCCUUUCUAGGAAAGUCCUAAUUUCAUGUAAUCAUAUUAUUUUCACUAAAAACAAAUAGCUAAAUGUAUAAUCAACCAUGACUUCAUAUUUUAAAUAAUUUUGUAAAACAUCUCGUAAAAAUAAAAUCUUUAAUUGGAAGA